UUGUCAUUGUAACUGUCACUUGUAUAUCGUUUAUAAAAAGGAAGCUGUCGUAGCGGGUGUCGGUGACGCGCUGCCGGCAGCGCAGACGCGAUAUCGAAUCGCUUGACGGAGGAAGGUCGCUACACUUCUCCUUUUCCUACGCGACUUUUGCUGAUACUGAACAUCCGUGAGAAGAGCGCAGAGCUGCUAGGGAUCUUCGAGUGACACAACCAACACAACUGCGCCAGCACAUCUGACCGAAUAAUAAGGAAAGUUUUGCGCUGGCGACUGCUGACGAGUUGUGUGAGAAACGAUGUUGACCCUAGCGCGGAGACUGGCCAUCCGCCCAUGCGUGUACAGGGUUAACGCAGCCCUGUGGUCUUCGUCGGCCACCUCGCCCCUCGAACGCUUCAACGACGCCGUCGCCAACCUCGCCAAGGUGCCCGAGGAGCCGUCGAACGACGUGAAGCUCAAGUUGUACGCGCUGUACAAACAGGCCACAGUGGGUAAAUGCAACACUCCCAAGCCAGGGGUGUUUGAUCUGGUCAACAAGGCUAAGUGGGACGCCUGGAGUACCCUUGGUGACAUGCCUAAGGAAAAGGCACAAGCCGAGUAUGCCUCGAUCGUCGACAAGCUCGGUGGGCGCGCCCAGAGUCCUAGCACCAGCUCAUCGAGCGCUAGUGAGUCUGUGCAGUCGCCAUCUGCUGCCACAGGCGGUGACCUCGUGUCGUGCGUCGAAGACAAAGGCUUCAUGGUCCGCUUCAACCGACCGACCAAAAAGAACUCCAUCACCCUUGAGAUGUACGAAACGAUGAUCGGUUACCUCAAGGAGGCGGCCGAGCGAGACGACGUCCACUACCUGGUGCUCACGGGCACGGGCGACUUCUUCUCGAGCGGCAAUGACCUGGGCAACUUCAUGAACAGGCUUAAGACGGGACUGCCACCGGACGUGCUUGCCAAGGAGGCGGCCGAACUGGUCCGCCGUUACGUCGCUGCUUUCAUCAACUUCCCCAAGCCGGCUGUGGCCCUAGUCAACGGCCCUUCCAUAGGCGUUUCCUGCACAGUCCUCGGUCUCUUUGACUUCAUUUAUGCCUCUGACAAAGCUUUCUUUCACACGCCGUUCACGCUGCUCGGACUGAACCCUGAAGGCUGUUCUUCCUACACAUUCCCAAGGGCCAUGGGCGUGGCUAGAGCCAACAGGGUGCUGAUGCUGAAUCAGCAGCUCACUGCCCAGGAGGCCAAGUCGUGCGGCUUUAUCACUGAUGUGUUUCCACAUGCCACCUUCCAUGAAGAGACCAAGAAGAGGCUUCAGGAGCUUGCCAAGCUUCCACCCAAAUCUUUGCAGUACUCAAAGGCACUGGUUCGUGACCCCAUCUGGGCUGACCUGCACAAGGCCAACGACAAGGAGUGUGAUCGCCUCACAGAGCGCUUUGUCUCGCAGGAGGCAAUGCAAGCUGUCAUGAACUUCUUCAAGGACAAGGGGAAGCUUUGAACCAUGCAGCAGCGCAUGUUAGAAGUUGCAUUUGCUACCUCUGAGGUCUCCAUUCAGCCUUGUGCAAUGCCAACUGUGAAUUUAUUUUUUUUUUUUUUUCUGGUGAACCUUCGAGGGCUAAGUGCUGUGGAUCGUAGCAGUUCUUUGGGCCACAUUUUCCCUACACAAGGCAAUUUUGGUCUGACAAAUAGUGCUACUUGGGUUAUUUCAGUUUGGAGAACUAAACAUUUUCCGUAACAUCAAGAGCAUAGGGCUCACUUUUUUUUUUCUUCAAGUGUACUUUACAAAUAACUGUACCUCGAGCUGGAAAGAUGGCAUCUGACAAAAAAAAAUCCUGACAAGCAUUCUACGGCAUUCAGGUGAUAACGAAAACACAAUGGGCGCGCUCCUCAGUAUGGCUGGAGAUCUACUUACUAGAAAAAAAAACGUCCAGGUUGAAGCAGUAUAGAAUGCCUCACAGUCACUUGCAGUUGUGGAGUCUGAUGUGACUAGUGUAGAAUGUUUUUAGAACUUUUGCAGUAUUUUACACACUGUUAACCAGAUUUUUGGGCAUACUAUGGCAAUGCAAAGUUAAUUCAUCAUGUACAACAGUGAUGACAACUUGAAAAGUAUCAUUUGAUGUAGGGCCUGGUCCACAAUUUUCACUGUUGAAUAUAGAUGGUCGAUUACAGCACUCAUUUUGGUGCCUACAUCUCUGUCUGUGUUGCUCUGACUGGAGCGUCAAACUUGUGUAAACUUUAUUUCCUGUUCUCUUGUUCACCUGUGCAUGCAGGCUGUCAUGCUCACUUGAAUGUUGCAGUUUCAGAUAAAAUGUCAUAUUUUUUUA
Dermacentor andersoni is the source of this 2297-nucleotide messenger RNA. It is a transcript of the gene Dci, whose product is annotated as Dodecenoyl-CoA delta-isomerase. Lineage: Eukaryota; Metazoa; Arthropoda; Arachnida; Ixodida; Ixodidae. The record is from RefSeq and is a predicted model, not a curated record. Gene Ontology annotation, molecular function: fatty-acyl-CoA binding.